Alternaria ethzedia is the source of this 888-nucleotide messenger RNA. RefSeq lists its product as uncharacterized. Gene Ontology annotation, molecular function: oxidoreductase activity. NCBI's taxonomy places the organism in Eukaryota, Fungi, Ascomycota, Dothideomycetes, Pleosporales, Pleosporaceae. The record is from RefSeq and is a predicted model, not a curated record. The transcript has a single exon. Bases 1 to 888 code for a protein of 295 amino acids.
AUGACCACAGCAAGCUUCUCCCACAUCGACACUGACUCCUAUUCCGGAAAGCCUUGGGCCAAGGUAGACGGACCUGGCACCAGCUUCUCGCACAAAUGGCACGAGCGAUCCGUCCACAAUCUACGCGGCCACGAACAUGAAUUCAACACCGACAACUCCGGUUUCGCCGUCUACCAAUAUCCCGCCAAAGAGAAAGCCUUCACAGACGACGCAGCAGUACGAGAAGGCUACUACGCCGAAGUCGAAGCCUUACUACGCAACAAGCUGCCUGGCGUGAAAAAGGUCGUCAUCUUCGACCACACGAUCCGGAGACGAGACAAGAACUCACCCAGGCAACCAGUCCAGCAAGUCCAUGUAGACCAGACCGAAGCCGCCGCAGAAGCACGUGUACGCCGCCAUCUCUCACCUGAAGAAGCCGACGAAUGGGUAAAAGGCCGCUACCAAAUCAUCAACGUCUGGCGACCUAUUGAAAAUCCUGCUUCGGACCAUCCCCUCGCCAUGAUAGACUGGAGAACAACAUCAACGUCCGACUUCGUUGCUACAAACCUCCUAUACCCUAAGCGCGCCGACUCCAUGGACGUCGACGACCGGGGCAAGGAAGUCCUUCCCGACCCAAACAACCAUACUUCCACAGAAGGCUACGAGGUCAAGGGCGAAACUAUGUCGGUGGCAGCGAACGACCAGCACAAAUUCUACUACCAGAAAGACAUGACGCCUGAGGAAGUUAUUUUGCUCAAGUGCUAUGAUAGUUUUGGAGAGGGCAUGUCUCACGGCAAGGACGGUGUGGCUGUUAGAACACCGCACACUGCUUUUGCGGAUCCGAAUACGCCCGAGGAUGCACCGGGUCGGCAGAGUAUUGAGGUUAGAUGUUUGGUGUUAUAUGAUUAG